AACUCUCCUCCCUUUCCCUAAUUGGCUUUGUUUUCGUAGUUUCUUCCCGCGUUUCUUCUCGUUCUUCUCGUUGCUUCUAGUCUGACCACGUCGUCUCGCCGGAAUCUCGAAAUUUUAGCCGCCGAGCUUUCCUGUACUCACGGUGUCGCUGAUUUACCAACGGAAAGCUAGACAAUAGUACCACCGACCUAAACUCAAGUCAGCUCGGAACAAGCAUGGAGCCCGCCAAGCCGGCGCUUCGUAUCUUCGCGGCAUCUGAUUCCUACGGAGCGAUUCUUAGAACCGCCAUGGUCAGUUAUCUUCGCUCGAAAGGCAUCCAGGUUGAAGAUUACGGCGAAGACAAGUACUACACCGCGGGUGAACGCGUCGCCAAAAGCGUCGCUGCUGGUCGCUCAGCGACAGAUUCUCCUCCAUACGACACGCGCGGGCUGCUCGUGUGCGGCACCGGCACCGGCGUUACAGUUUUCGCGAAUAAAAUCCCGACAGUGUACGCUGUUCUGUGCGACAGUGCUGACGUGGCGAAGAAUGCCAGGUCGAUCAACAACUGUAACGUACUCUGCAUGGGCCAGUUUCAGACCUCCCCGGAGAAAGGGCAAGAGAUUGUGGACGCUUGGCUUGCGACGGAUUUCAAGGCGCCGUGUCCGGCGAGUGGUAACCAGCCGUGGAACGAAGAAGUAUUUAAUUUCCUCACGAAAUCGGUUGACGAAAUGGCUGAAAUCGGGAAACCGGAAUCGUUACAAAUAUCGGGAGCUGCCAAACCAGAAUCUGGGGUUUCACAAGAGGGCAAGGCAGCAGCAUGAAAAUACUUGCUUCAGGAGAGUUUCAGGAGCUACUAUCCAGUAGUUUAUUCUGCUGUAAGGAGGCGCUUGUAAGGCGCUAGACAAGCCCUGGAUGGGGUUGAACGGGUACCAAGUGGUAGGGGGGUAUGUGGUGCGGUAGGCUGCUUUGUGCAUUGUUUCUGUAAGUAUGAAGUGAAAGAACAACUUCUG
Messenger RNA from Closterium sp. NIES-67, 989 nucleotides. The record is from the annotation of a GenBank genome assembly. Lineage: Eukaryota; Viridiplantae; Streptophyta; Zygnematophyceae; Desmidiales; Closteriaceae.